Messenger RNA from Ambispora leptoticha, 253 nucleotides. Lineage: Eukaryota; Fungi; Glomeromycota; Glomeromycetes; Archaeosporales; Ambisporaceae. The record is from the annotation of a GenBank genome assembly.
GAAGACUGACGAGAAAGGAUCAACUGUGCAAACUUGGCGUGAACCAGAGAUAAUACCGCAACGUGAUCUAUGUCCUGACCUGACCAAUAGCAACAAUUAUCAAUUACGUGUAGAGCACCUUUACCCCCGGAAAAGCAAGGACGGAGAAUUUAGCCAUGCCGCAAAUAGCGGUGCCGCGAGCGAGAAGGAAAGAGUGAGGCAUGGUAGUUUGACGAUACACCGUGAUCGUGAUGUCGAACUAUUACACAAAUAA